Molecule: messenger RNA, 255 nt
Organism: Dracunculus medinensis (Guinea worm)
Lineage: Eukaryota; Metazoa; Nematoda; Chromadorea; Rhabditida; Dracunculidae
Source: the annotation of a GenBank genome assembly
AUGCCACUCGCUAGAGAUUUAUUGCAUCCCGAUCCACAAAAAGAACGCGAACGAUGUAAACUAAAAAGAUUAGUUCAACAUCCGAAUUCAUUUUUUAUGGAUGUAAAAUGUCCAGGUUGCUAUAAAAUUACUACAGUUUUCAGUCAUGCACAAUCAGUUGUAGUUUGCGUAGGCUGUAAUACAGUAUUAUGUCAGCCGACGGGAGGUAAAGCACAUCUAACUGAAGGAUGUUCUUUCCGGAAGAAACAACUUUGA